AUGGAGGGAAAGUUAAUUGUAGAAUUUUGCACUGGAGAGAAACCAUUUAUAUUGUCUGAUCAAAAGUCAUAUUUAGUGGAAGAUGUCAUCAUUGAAGCAUGCAAAUAUUUAAAAAUACAGCCAAUUUCCAGGCAUCUGUUCGGUUUAUGGAGCCCUGGAAACUUACUUUGGUAUGCUCCAAGUAAACGCAUUGAAUUACCCUGUGAAAAAAAUUUGACUUUUCAGCUUAGGCUGCGUUUCAGGACACCAAGUAUCAAGCGAUUAAUAGAGAAGACUGAUGCAAGGACUUUCAGCUAUUAUUUUCAUCAAGUUCGGAACGAUUUCUUGGAUGGAAAGGUUCCUGAACUCAUGGGUAGACAAUUACGAGAAAGGGCUCUCGGUCUUGUUGCCACCGAUAUCAUCCGCCUGAUGCUGGAAUUGAAGCUAACUCCCGACACAAUGAAGUAUAAUAGCAGAGACUUUUUACCUCAAGACUUGAAGCGAAGUCCAUUGUGGGAUAAUUUUUUAAGAGAUCCUCUUCAGAAAGCUGUUAGCAGAGGCUGGAAGAACAGUAGACAAAAUGCGGAAUUUGUUAAGGAAAAAUAUCUUCAAGAGCUUACAGAGUUGGUUCCAGAUUAUGGAUCAGAAACAUAUUCAGUUUUAGUGGAUGAUGGUGGAAAGGUGUAUGAAGUCUCAAUUUGUGUCAGCCCUUAUCAUCCUGUAUAUCCUGGACUGAGAAUGUGUGUUCAAAGACGUAAGGAGGCAUGGACUUAUAUUUGCUCAAUUGAAGAUCUUUGUUAUAUCAGUAUGCGUAAUGAUGAGACUGUUGAAAUAAGUCGUCAAAAUGGUGUCCCUCAGUAUUUGAAAUUUCAUGGAAAACCUCAGAUGCAUUCUUUUGUUUCAUUGCUUGAUGGUUACUAUCGUCUAACCGAAAAAUGGACUUUUAAUCUGUGUAAAGACUUGCCGACUCCUUCUCUUAUUAAUCUUAGGGCUAUGAAAUGCCAUGGACCUAUUGGUGCUGUGUUCGCUUAUCAAAAACUUGAGGAGAAGUGCUCCAAUGAAGCAGGUUGCUAUAUAUUGCGAGAAAAUGAAACCAUGUAUGAUGAAUAUUACAUAGAUGUGUGUUCCAAUGCAAGUGCACCAGAUUCUGAAAAAGUGUUCACUUUUAAAAUCUUUAAAGAUGCCAAUGAUUUCUAUGUUCUUCAAGGAUCAAGGGCUAGCUUUCCAUCCAUCAUGCAGCUAUUGUCCUAUCAUUCAAAGGAGAGCAAUUUAAACUUCACACGCUGCAUUCCACCUUCCGAAUAUGAUAAAACUGAUUUGUUAUUGUGCCGAAGAGAAAACCAAGAUGCCAAUUCUCUUGUCACCAGAGGGGACUGUAGUUGUGCAGCUCAGUGUAUUCCUCAUGACGCAGUGGUAUUCUCAAAAAACACGCCUCAGUUUUUGGGACAAUUAACUGUGGUGUCUCAUGGUCGCUUGCGUAGGUCGUGCUCCGAUUCUAAAUCUGUUGCAGUUAAGACGCUGCGUAAAGAAACUAAGGUUACUCAUUUAAAGGAGUUUUUGAGCCAGUGUGACAAAGUUUUAUUUUUGCAACAUGAUGCCAUUGUGUCCACCAUUGGAAUGAUUCUUACGAAUCCUACCGCACUCAUUAUGGAAUUUUUACCCAUGGGAAGCUUGGACAAAUAUCUACAAAGGCAUGAGAAUCAACUUCGCCAAGUAGACCUUGUUGAAGCAGCAUAUCACAUUGCAAGAGCUUUAUGGUAUUUGGAAGAGAAUCAGUUGUGCCAUGGUAAAAUCAGAUGUCACAAUAUCUUAGUUGCAUCUCACACUGACAACUCAUUUAAAGUAAAGUUGACUGACCCUGGCAUUAUAUUGUAUACAGAUGCUGACGUUCAUUGGCUUCCUCCUGAAUGUCAUAAUGAUUAUUCCCGAGCAUCUAAAUCAGCUGCCGCUGAUGUGUAUGCAUAUGGGACCACACUGUGGGAAAUUUUUUCCUAUGGUGCUAAACCCUUGAAUCAGCUCUCGCCAAGAGAGGCUAAAGAAUGGUAUUCAAAGGGAGGGUCCCUCAGUAAGCCGAACGGUUGCCAUAGAGAAAUAGAGAAACUGAUGUUUGAAUGCUGGUUCGUAGAUCAUGAUAGUCGUAAACAGCCACAAGCAAUUGUGCGGGAUAUCAAUCAGAUUCUUUAUGAAGUUUAUAAUUCGAGGCGAAGCCAUUCGUAUGUUGUCAUCGAUCCAGCCGCCACGCCUGUUAUUCGAGAUGAGGACGUCACCCCUCCUUCCUUGCCUGCAAGCAGACCUCCCAAAGAGCCUGGUUUGAGCAUAUUGAAAAAUGUUCUCAAAUGGCAGUCUCCACUACCCAAUGGAAAUUUUUCAUAUAAUGCACUAUCUCAGUCAACUGUGAACGGCUCAAGUGGUCAGUCGGCAUGUACUUUUCUUACAGAUGUUGAAGACAAUUCCAUUUUGCAUGUGAAUAAUAUGGAUUUAAUUUCUGAAAGUAUAAAUCAUUCUAUCCAUGGAGCUCCUGAUUCAAAUGCAGGCGAUCUUUUGUCAUGGGUUAUUGAUAAAGAACAAUUGACAAUUAAAGGCACUCUUGGACAGGGAUUCUAUGGUGAAGUUAUGAGAGCCACACUGACUCAUUGCAGUGGUCUGACUACGGAAGAAGUUGCUGUAAAAAGAAUCAAAAUGACUAAUCCAUCUAUGGAGAGUUUUACCGAUUUGAGACGAGAAAUGGAAAUCAUGAAAAAUUUGAGGCAUAAAAAUAUUGUUGAAAUAAAAGGCCUUGUUGAAGACCCAGAAAUGAUGCUGGUUAUGGAGUAUGUCGAAUUAGGUAGCUUGCUGGCCUAUUUACAAUAUCACAAGGACAAACUGAGCACUUCACGUCUUUUACAGUUUGCUAUUGAUGUUGCUGAAGGCAUGGCGUACUUGGAACUCAAGCAUAUUGUGCAUAGAGAUUUAGCUGCUAGGAACAUCCUGGUGUCAUCAGACAAGCAUGUUAAAAUCAGCGAUUUUGGUCUUGCCCAGUUUACUGAAGAUCACUAUUACAGAAUGAGAACUGAAAGGAACUUACCCAUCAGAUGGUAUGCUCCUGAAAGCAUCAGUGAAGGAAAAUUCUCCCACAAGUCGGAUGUUUGGAGUUAUGGCAUAACCUUAUGGGAAAUGUUCUCAUAUGGUCAAGAUCCUGGAAUACCCAAUAUUCCUGAUGCAGCUCUUUUUGAUGCCUUGCAACAGGGACAACGUUUGGGACUUCCCCACCAUUGCCCAGCAUUGGUGUACUCAUUGAUGAGGUUGUGCUGGGAGAAGGAGUCUCGUGAUCGUCCGUCAUUCGGAGAAAUUAUUUCAAAGUUGCAUUCGUUACAUUCUGAGCUGUGUUCAUAGAAACAUUUUUCAAAGCUCUUGGAGACAUUUACCAUUCUGAUUUUGGUGGGAGCAUCUAGUCAGUGUUCAUUGUGUACAUGUGUACAGUUAUUGUUGAUAGUUUGCUUCAUGUUGUUCAAACACAUUGUGAUAAACUUGAUGGAGAUCAUUUCGCACAUAUGUGCAGGGUGUUUAC
Messenger RNA from Uloborus diversus, 3526 nucleotides. It is a transcript of the gene hop, whose product is annotated as tyrosine-protein kinase JAK2-like. NCBI's taxonomy places the organism in Eukaryota, Metazoa, Arthropoda, Arachnida, Araneae, Uloboridae. Gene Ontology annotation, molecular function: non-membrane spanning protein tyrosine kinase activity; cytokine receptor binding; ATP binding. The coding region runs from base 1 to 3351 and encodes 1116 amino acids. Gene Ontology annotation, biological process: intracellular signal transduction; peptidyl-tyrosine phosphorylation; cell differentiation. The transcript has 17 exons. The record is from RefSeq and is a predicted model, not a curated record. Gene Ontology annotation, cellular component: membrane; cytoskeleton; cytosol.